UGUGUAGUCAAAAAUAGUGAAUGUUCAUAGCUACUUGUUAAGUAACAUUAGAGUAGGUUAUCAGUGGGUGUUUGCAAGAAUCUAUUUUCUUUUAAAGUAGGGCUGUGAUCAAGGACGUGCGCGCGCGUCGCUGUCAGUUUGUAAACGCAAGCGCGUCCCCGACUCUGAAGGCGAAUGCGGCAGGAAAAAACAAGGAUUGCAAGAGAGAAAAGUCGGCAUACUCUAACCUCGAGAUCAUACGUUCCUUAUUUUGGAACGAAAAACACGUCCUUUUGGCUUGUAUAACUGCCCGAACUAGCUAAGGAUAUUCAGGAAAAACUAUAGGCCACUGACUACGCUACUCAGACCAUCCAUCACGUUACAUCCAGUGAGCUGGACAACUUCGAUCGUUUUGUGAUCUGUCAUCAAGGCUCUAGACCGAUGCAGUUUAGAACUGACUGGUAACCCUUCUGCAGGCGUUCCCCUCGUCUCAUUUUUGGAGCCAGAGCUUUUGGGGGGCAGAGUCCUGCGUUAGUGGCAGAGCCUCCAUCCCCCAGUUAGCCGGAGUCGUCAUUGUACAUCGGAACACUGUCGCUGUCGAAGUGUGUUGGUUGGAUUGAACUGAUCUGAUCUUCUGACUGGGGAAACCGCAGCAGCUGCAAGCCAAGCCCUCUGCUUGACCACCCCUGGCCCCGCCUACACCUCCCUGCUGCCACCAUGGUUCUGUCACAACGGCAACGAGACGAACUAAAUCGAGCAAUAGCUGAUUACCUUCGUUCAAAUGGAUAUGAAGAGGCAUAUUCAACUUUCAAGAAGGAGGCUGAAUUAGACGUGAAUGAAGAAUUGGAUAAGAAGUAUGCCGGCCUUUUGGAAAAGAAAUGGACCUCAGUCAUCAGAUUACAAAAGAAGGUGAUGGAGCUGGAGUCGAAGCUGAACGAGGCCAAGGAGGAGAUCACCCUAGGUGGGCCCAUAGCCCAGAAGCGUGACCCCAAAGAGUGGAUCCCUCGCCCGCCGGAGAAGUACGCACUGAGCGGCCACCGCUCCCCUGUCACACGCGUCAUCUUCCACCCAGUCUUCAGCGUCAUGGUGUCCGCCUCCGAGGACGCCACAAUAAAGGUGUGGGACUAUGAGACAGGAGACUUUGAGCGGACGCUGAAGGGCCACACUGACUCUGUCCAGGACAUCUCCUUUGACCAGACUGGCAAGCUGCUGGCCUCCUGCUCUGCAGACAUGACCAUCAAGCUGUGGGACUUCCAGGGCUUUGAGUGCAUCAGAACCAUGCAUGGACACGAUCACAAUGUUUCAUCCGUAGCCAUCAUGCCCAAUGGAGAUCAUAUAGUAUCUGCCUCUAGGGACAAAACCAUUAAAAUGUGGGAGGUGGCCACUGGUUACUGUGUGAAGACGUUCACGGGCCACAGGGAGUGGGUGAGGAUGGUCCGGCCCAAUCAGGAUGGCACCCUGAUCGCCAGCUGCUCCAAUGACCAGACUGUGCGUGUGUGGGUGGUGGCGUCCAAAGAGUGCAAGGCCGAGCUGCGGGAGCACGAACACGUGGUGGAGUGCAUCUCCUGGGCCCCUGAGAGCGCUCAUCCCACCAUCUUGGAAGCCACCGGCUCAGAGUCUAAGAAGAGUGGUAAGCCGGGCCCCUUCCUGCUGUCUGGCUCCAGAGACAAGACCAUCAAGAUGUGGGACGUCAGCAUUGGGAUGUGCCUUAUGACACUGGUUGGCCAUGAUAACUGGGUGCGCGGGAUGCUUGUCCACCCCGGAGGCAAGUUCAUAUUAAGCUGUGCUGACGACAAGACCUUAAGGAUCUGGGACUACAAGAACAAGCGCUGCAUGAAGACUCUUAGUGCCCAUGAACACUUUGUUACCUCUCUCGAUUUCCACAAGAAUGCGCCGUAUGUUGUCACCGGGAGCGUAGAUCAAACAGUAAAAGUGUGGGAGUGUCGCUGAUCCGAUCAGGCCUAAGAAGAUCGGACCACCACCAUCCCAAUUACCACCCCACCUCCUCUCACCCCACCUCCUAUAGGCCUCAUAACCCCCCCGCCCCCCUCUACAUCCCACCUAACACUAUCUCUUUCAUCACCUCUGGUUACACUCACACACCAUGGUUAAUACCUUAUCCUGUCAUCACGCUCUCUGGUCCAAUAACUAUGGUCCUUUUAUGUACAUUAUUCUGGAUGUAGAUUGAGCUAUUAAAUGUUACACAGCAAAAAAAGUGUUCUUGCAUGGUGAUGAUGAAUCCAAAAUUGUAUACUGUAAAUUUACAUAAGGUUGUCUAGAAGUACCAUAGGUUUAACAUGGGUGGGGCUGGCUAAGUCUGUUGUCACAUGCAGCCUUACCUACCUACUUAUUGAAGGCAGAUGUUUCUUUGUGUGUGUCACAAAUGCCACACUAUUCCCUAUAUGUUGCAAUACCUAUGAACAGGGCCUAUGUGCCCUGAUCCAAGGUAGUACACUACAGGGAAUAGGGUGCCUUUUGGGACACAUUCUUUGACUGGGUGUAAAACGUAGGGCGCUAACACUGAUAAUUUUAAAAACGACUGUCGUUUCUUUUCGUGUCAGAUUUAUUAUUUUUGUCACUUUUUUUUCCUGUUUAUUUUAUUUUUGUUAUUUUCUCUCCUUUUCACUGUUGUAGUCUGUCAGUGACCUUUUUGAGGGGGAAAAGUAUAAUCCCUUGAUGUCGGAGGAUAUGAGAUUGUCUGUCUGUGGGGGUUUUGUUAUUGGAAUAAUCUGUAGCUUUGUAACAUCACUUCUGAAGUGUGCAUACCAUUUCUCUUCAUGUGGAACUAGAUAAUAUAUUAAUGGCUGCAUAUACGAUUGUUUCAAACUGUUGUCUAUCUUCGGUCAUCUGGGGGUUGAGAAAACAAAACAGCUUUGUACUCUUGUCAUGACGACGCGUCCUAAACUGAGUAGCAAAACCACACCUGAUAGGCUUAGAAUUAUCCUAUCCAAUGACUGAAUUAUGUUUAUUGAAUCGGAACCUUUCUAUAUUGGCAUCUGAAUGAAUUCACCUGGCUAGGCUGCGCAGCUGGUGAUCUUAUUUCAGGGGGUUAGCAUUUUGGCUGAAAACUCAGUGGACUGAUGACUUUCAGGUUAGCAUUUAGGCAAUGUGAGCCGAUAGCGUGAGGUUACUCCUCCCUGAAACGCUGCCCCCUGUCUGUUCGGACUGGUACUGGACCUUAUGGUUGGCCGCAACUGAUCAGGCGACCGACCGCUUCAGCCUUUCUUUAGCACUUGGCCCUUUAGCAACUGACUUCAGGGAUAUCACCUCUUUUUAAUCUCAAGCACUUGAAAAGAAAGACCGUUAGGUGUCUCCCUCCCUCUGUAAGAUGUCUCACUGUUGUCUCAAGUCUAACCUGAGUGAUUUCCAUUGGACUCAACUGAACCUUCUCCCUUUUUCUAACCAUAUGACGAAUCAGGUGUCAGCUGGGUUUUAUUAUCCCUUAUACUACAGGAAUCAUGUAAGAGAUUUGAUGCUCAGUUGGCCAUUGUCUUGUGCUGCUUGCUUCUAUGGGCUGUGUAAAUUAGGGAGGGUAAGCUUAAGCCUUAGCUCUGGAUGAAAUAUGCAAGUUUCAAAUGAGUCGGACACAGUCAGAGAGACGUCGUCAUAGCAUGACAAGGAGUCAAAGUUGCCCCUCUGGUUUUGAUGUGCAAAAUAUCUCCCUGGAAAAAUACAAAGAAUUGAGAGGUAAUAAAGCUGUUUCUGUGGGGGAGAAAGACAUGUAAACUAAAGCUUUUUACUGAGCUGUAGGUAAGUGUCCAAAUCUGUGUUUCCACUGAACUGACUGGGUAACUUUCGGGGGGGAUUCAUUCAUUCAGUUGGUGAUGAAAUAAAAUGCUAGCAGUAGACAUGCUAA
Molecule: messenger RNA, 3835 nt
Organism: Oncorhynchus keta (chum salmon)
Lineage: Eukaryota; Metazoa; Chordata; Actinopteri; Salmoniformes; Salmonidae
Product: lissencephaly-1 homolog A-like
Exons: 12
Coding region: 697-1929 (410 amino acids)
Biological process (GO): retrograde axonal transport; microtubule organizing center organization; germ cell development
Cellular component (GO): cytoplasmic microtubule; neuronal cell body; nuclear envelope
Molecular function (GO): microtubule plus-end binding; dynein complex binding
Source: RefSeq, a predicted model, not a curated record